UACAUGGUCUCUUUGUACCAUCAUGUUAAUGUGUACAAGUGUUUGUCAAAAGGUGGCAGGUAUGCCGUUGCUAAUCUAUAAUUUCUAACUAAGAGAAGCAAUAAGUAAUGAGGAAGGUGCUCAUGGAUGUUAUUUUAAAGCUCUGUUCUUCAGAGUUUCUCACCAGGAGGGGGGGGACUGAACCCUUAACCCUGCCAGUGUUGGUGUGUUACAAUUACUUAGCAGUAGAAGAGAGUCAAGUCAAGGUUUCAAUUAUACCGAGCUGUCUUACUGAGCAGCUACAAGGUACCGUGUCUUGCUCAAGGACACUUAGGGCUGUAGAGUCAAUUAAAACCAGGACCAUGGUCUCGUGCUUUAAAGGAAAGGAGUACUUUGUUGAUUGCUUCUGCCAUGCUGACACAUUGUCGUGCUUGUGUUGUGCAGAGAGGUGAAGCAUCAUGGGGAAGCACAACAGCAAGCUGGCUCCAGAGGUCCUGGAUGACCUUACCAAGAACACCGAGUUCAACGAGGCAGAGCUCAAACAGUGGUACAAAGGCUUCCUCAAAGACUGUCCCUCUGGCAUCCUCAACCUGGAGGAGUUUCAGCAGCUCUAUGUUAAGUUUUUCCCAUAUGGCGAUGCCUCCAAGUUUGCUCAGCAUGCCUUUCGGACAUUUGACAAGAAUGGUGAUGGGACCAUCGACUUCAGGGAGUUUAUCUGUGCCCUGUCCAUCACCUCCAGGGGCAGCUUUGAGCAGAAACUCAACUGGGCCUUCAAUAUGUAUGAUCUGGAUGGGGAUGGAAAGAUCACACGCAUGGAGAUGCUGGAGAUCAUUGAGGCCAUCUACAGGAUGGUGGGCACUGUGAUCAUGAUGCGUAUGAACGAGGACGGGCUGACUCCGCAGCAGCGCGUCGACAAGAUCUUCUCCAAGAUGGACAAGGACCACAAUGAUGAGAUCACCCUGGAAGAGUUCAAAGAGGCUGCCAAGUCCGACCCUUCCAUCGUCCUACUGCUGCAGUGUGACAUGCAGAAAUAGAGAGAGAGAGGGAUGGGUGGAGAAACAGAGGGAGGGAGGGGAGGGGAGGGAUGGGUUAAGAGUUGAACUGAAACAGAAAGAAGAAGGAUGGGAGAACAGAUGGGCUGGGGAAGAAAGGGAGGGAUGCUGUUUGAGAAGGAGGAGAAGGAGGUAGGGAGGCUUUUCUUCAUUUUUCGAGACAGUGAUGACUGGAAAUGAGCUAUGUUUGGAACACAGUGGACCCUCUGAUUGAUGCCAUUCUUUUCUUCCAGACUGUCCCGCUGUGCAGUACAGUCCUGCUUCAGUCUAGCUGAGUUUCUUUACAAAUCCAGUUUGAUGAUAAAAUUCCUGCAGUUCCUUUGGCACAGACCUAAGAAAUAUUUUGGCGAUUUACAAAGGAGAUACACAGGAGUGUCACUCACACUUUACUGACACUGUCAGGCUCUGUGGCUGCACGUGAGAUUACAAGACUGCAGGGUGGCUUCAGUGCCAAGGUCUGCUUUCUAUGCUUGCAUAUUUUUUACAGUGAAUAAUUUGCUAUCUGAUCUUAAUCUUAAAAGAUGUAAUUGCAGAGAAGAUGGUGUAGAUGCUGUCAGUUAACACUGACUUCAGUGGUCAUGAGGAAAAAAUAUAAUAUUGGAUUUUCACAACAUAGCAUUAGCAGAUGUGUGCACCAGCUUCAUUUUUGCCCCAAAUCUCAUUUGAAGCCAUCUUUUUAAAUUAACAGCUCCAUAUUUGAUGUUUGACACCACUUGGUUAUGAAGCCACAGCCAAAAGACAGUUAGCUUAGCUGAGCUUAAAUACUGAAAACAGGGAGACAGGUACCCUGGCUCUGUUCUAGUGAUAAGAAAUCCACCUGCCACCUUUAAAACUAACUAAUUAACAUGUAAUAUAUUGUUUGUUUGGGCUGUACAUGGGCUGUAGUGUGAAAUGAAGUUGUAGUUUUACUGGGGUUUUAUGUUCACUGCUGCUGACCAAGAAGCAGUCUGGUUAACCCCUCGUAUAACUGCAGAUGCAUGGAUGAGAUUGUGUGUAAAUUCUAGCACUCAAAAUGCUAAUUUUGAAACACAACUGGUGUUUUGAUGCUGUGCCUUUUUCCAGGCCUGGAAAAGAGGCCAGCAUUGAAGGGCCAAAAACUCCAGUUCCUUGUAAAUCCAAUUUUACAGCAGAAAUAAACACACUUGCAUCCUGGUAUAAAAUGACAACUGUAUGGGGAAUUUUUUUUUAUAUAUAAAUCACUCUAAAUUUUAUUAAGGCUUAUAGUUAUGCAUAAUUAAGAGCACAAAUGCUAGUUGUCUAGCUAGCUGUUAGCAACCAGGCUUCAUUCGGUUUGCCUCAGCUCCACUCAUGUUCCAAUUCUUUGCCUAUUUUUGGAUUAGCCAGGAGUUAGUCAGAGUACUACCAAGACAUCCUUGUUUUGUACAGUCUAUAUGUGCACCAUGGGAUGGUUUGACAAAAGGAAUGGCAUUAAAGCAACAAAAUGCCUGUUGUUUGGUCCAUGUGGUCCAUCCAGAGUGACAAGAGAGAGAGACAAAUGCUGUGUUGAUAGAGUGAGAAGCAUAGAAAUGAACAAUGCUAUGAGUCAUGUGUAAGUUGUUGUUAUUUUUCAACAACCAAACCAGUUAUACCGCAUUUAAAGAAGGCAUUUUUGAUUUACAUUGCAGUGUGUAUGUGCUUGAAGUGCAAGGCAGGCAGAUGAUGAUGAUAUCUCAGAUGGCUGCAAGAAGCGUAAUGAUGUGCUGCUCAGUGACUUGUGGCUUAAGCUUUUCCACACAUGCUAACAUCUUAUCAGGCUGAUUAAUAGUUCUUUAUUUAAGGAUCAUGUCAUGAGGUUAGAAUAAAGCCUAGUCCUAUAUGUAGGUAAGGCAUAAUGUAAUGUACGCUUUCCCCAGCAUGGCUCUUUUUGUGAUUAUUUUAGGUUUAUGUGAAAGUCACCUGCAGUUUCAGUUCAGCAACAGUAAAUCUGACUGUUAACACGACAUUUAACUUCACAUUACUGAUAGUAUAUGAUUAUUAUUAUUAGAGGAAAAAUGGCAUGGAGUCACUGCAUCAGCUUGAUGUAAUUAAAGCUAACAUUUGGAGAAUUUUUAAUGUGAUUAUUAUCUUCAAAUUCUUUUGCUGGCAUAUGUUUUCAUUUGCAGAAAAAAGGUAAUGUGGGGCAAACAUAUUUAAACAGUACGCAUUGUGGCUUUAAAGCACCUGCAGACUUGGUAAAUUAAAUGAUCAAAAUUUUUUUUACAUUGCCAGAAACCGGCCAAAAUGUUUUGCCUUCGGUGUCUGAGGUGUAAUCUGUGUAAUUAACGAUCAGCAAUGUGAUUUGAUAAAUCAUUCUUCUAGCUUGUUUCAUCAUUAGGAAUCAUUAGACUAAGUUCCUCAGCUGAAAUUAAGCUAAUUAAGCUUAUUAACAUAGCUAAUUACACAAGAAGUCGCUAUGUCUUAUUUUGAUAUUUACUAAAUUAAAAGGUAGAAUUUUUAAAAUAGACUUUAAAAAAGAUGCACUUCAUGCUCAUUAUUGUAAAAUGAGACCACAGAAACAGAAACUGUAUGGGGUCUGUGCCGAACAAGAAAACAUACAGAAUAAUAUGAAACACAAUCUAGCUUCUCUGAGACCAGCAAUUUGAGCAACUGAUAGAGCCACUAGAAGAGUGUGGAGUGAGGAUAAUCAGGACAGUAAUUACAGGCCGUAUGACAGAAACGGUAUUUCUCUGAAAGGCCAAACCUGCCUCUGUGAUUCAUUGUUGUUUCACAUGAAAAGCUGAAAUAGCCAUCUCUCCUCUUCCUCUCCCACCACACUGCUCUCCCUCCCCCCCUUUUGUCUUCUUCCUCCCUAAAUGUCAGAGAGGAAGCGCUUUGAUAAUAGUUGGAGGGAGAGGAACUUUGCUGAACUCAGCUCAGAUCUAAAAUCAAUUCGAAAAAGAGCAAAAGGUUGAAGAGCCUGGGUGGUGUGUGUGUGUGUGUAGGCCUGUGGGUGCUCACCUGUUUGUGAAUGUGAAUAAUGGCAGAUAACUGGACAGUUUAAUGCUGUCUGUAACCUGCAUGAAACCGAAAGUCAGUUAUUCAGUCACAACAUAAAGGCUUCUGUAUUCCAUUAGAUUAGCUUAAAAAACAGGGCCAAUCUGCGGUUGGCCAUAUCUUUUAUUCUAAACAGAUAAAAUGCUGUUCUUUGUUUAACAUCUAAUUUUAUGUCAGUUAUGGAAAGCUGGAUAAAGAGAUUGAUACCACUGUUGUAUCUUUGUUAAGUAUGAAGCAGCCAGAGCACGGUUAGCUCCUAGGCCAGUUACCGCUCUGAGUAACGCCACAACUCUAAAAUAUAUUCUGACUCAGUGGGGUAGAACAUUGCAUUUGUGGAUCAUUCCAGACUUUCAGACACCUCAGCACAGCAGCAAAAACAUUUGACUUCUCUCCUGUCAUUCAGCCAGUGAGCACGCUCCCUCCCUAAAGCUGAAGCACCGGCCUCCUUUGUGCGAUAAUGUAACGAUAAAACUACAUGUACAUUAUAAUACAACUGUAAUCGUAUGUAUGAAUAUUAACAAAUAUAAUAUGUAAAUGUAAUUGUACCACUAGCUUAGACCUAAUUUCAUAUGAUGACACAGUUACUGUGCGUAUGUGUGCGUGCGUGCGCGUGCGUGCGUGCGUGUGUGUGCGAGAGAAAGCGUCAGAGUGAGCCUGUGUAAUAACUGUGAGCGCUUGUGACAGCUCUGUGUGUGCUGUGUGUCAGGACACUUUUGUGUUCCCGUGUUUUGGAUUUGUAUCAUUUGUGUAACAGGAGAUGCCUCAGUCUAGUUUAAGUUUGUAAAAAAAAAAAAAAAUGAGCAUAGGCCCUCACACGGAAGCACUGAGUAUUAUUACCCACACUUGCUUUUGUGGUCUGCUGAUAUAUACGAUAUGUACUGUCUCCAAUACGGGAUGGGUCAUUUCAUUUGCUGUAGCCUACUGUUACAGUUCUACGAAUAAUACUGACAUAAAGACGUUAUGUUUCACCAAAUGGCUUUGACCGGUAAGCAGUCAGCGGGGGGAUCUUUGUGAAGUGGAGCUUGUUGUUUGCAGGAAAAGCUUGAGGUGUGAGGGUGUCAGUGAUUAAAAAAAAAAAAAAAAAAAGAUAAAAACCUGUCUUGUGUCACAGUGUCACCCAGUGGAUGGAGGUAUAAUGUCACACCUCACAACAACUCAAACACUGUACAGCUCAGCUUUGUUCAUUAUGUAAGGAACAUGCCUCCAGAUCAAAACAGUGUAUGUUUGUCUGUAUGUGAACAUCACCGUUAGCCCUCCCUGUAUUGUCUUGUGUUUCUCAAAAGAUGUGCAGAAAUUUGAAAGUAGAGCGAAAUCACUUUAAGCUAAAGUAGAUAGGAUUUUUGUUUUGUUGCUGAUUUUUUUUUUAUUUGUUUGGCAUCUUUAUACUAGGGGUUAAUUAAGAGGCAGAAACAGAGACCAACAUGACCUCCUCAUCAGUGACUGAUGAGGAGGUCUUAUGAUCUCUUAUGAUCUUAGGGCUCUCUUCAGGAAAGAACAGUGGGUGAAGGUAUUUGUAAUGAGGGGUCAGAAACAUGACUGGAAAUGGAAGCUAAUGUUGUUCUGUAUGUCUUGCAUGUGUAAAUUUAUAAUUCUAUGCUCUUUCACCUUAACUUUAUAGGGUGACGAUUAUGCCAGUGUGUAUGUAUUUUUGAUUUUCCCACCCCAAGUGGCAAAACAAAAAUAAAAGUCAAGGAAAGUAAUUUGAAAGAUGAUAUUUAUAAUCGUAAAAAUUCCACACAGUUUUCAAUGUCUUGUCAUGCCACUCCACUAGCAGAUUUUUUGCACCUACUUCAAGAAACACAAAGACACAAGGCUGAUACUACCAGAAUGAAGGUCUUAAGAAUUAUUUGCAGUAUCCAAUUCAAAAUUGCUUUCACGAAAAAAAUCAGCAUUCACUCUAGAUUUAAUGUGCCAAAGAUGGGAUUUGUGUCACGUGAGGAUACUAAAAUGUGUGCUGUGGUUGUAUCAGCUGGAGUUAAACAUGAAGUGAUGCUGUAUUGAUCACCUUGUGAUGCUGUUCAUCAGCCGUCAGCUCCGGACGGACGCGCUGAGCUGUGUGACAUGAAUAUCAACAUGAAUAUUCUACUUUUUUUGUGACAGGAUCAUUUGUGCUCAAUUGUGCAAUAUAAUUCUAUUCUUCAACAUUUCUCUAUGAUGUUCAUGUAAAUGUCUCCUUGUCCUGUCUGAUGAUUUUGCUUUUGUUUUCGAUAUUCUUAGGCUCCUAGAACAAAGACAAUGUAAUUAUUUUUGUUACAUAGAAUAAAACAUGGAUGUUGAGAGUGACUGUGGCAUGUUGACACAUUUAAAUCUCACACAAACAUGACAGUGAGCCAAGGGUAUGAGUCACCGUCUAGCAAUGAUGUCACACUGCUGCAGUGAUGUCACCAGCCAUGCUGUUCUCAUGGUAACCAUGCUGAGGCUACAAGGCAGGGAGGGCAGUAUGUAAACACACACAAUGCACCAUCUCACUCUCCUGUAUUACCCCAGAUAUUUAUACAAAAGCACACACACUCAUAGAGAGUCGUAAUUCACAGUCAAAUGUAAUGACUGAGAAAUUUAAUGUUCCUUGAGGUAUCUGCAAACUCGUUCACUCAGCUGGACCGCAAUGGAGAAAUAAUUGAACACUGAAUGACUCAUAAGGGUUGAGCAUUAACUUUAUGAAUGAGUAUGAUGUUCUUCCCGUGAGGAACGAGAACACUAACGGGGACUUCUGUGCUUAAAAAUUGAGCUUUAUUAAAGAACAAUGCCACAAAGUCCUCACUUGAGUUAAUGUGUACAUGCGUGACAUGAGAUCAGUUUCUUUUGAGACCCCCAAAACACUGAAU
Scatophagus argus is the source of this 6829-nucleotide messenger RNA. Its product is annotated as hippocalcin-like protein 4. The record is from RefSeq and is a predicted model, not a curated record. The coding region runs from base 438 to 1013 and encodes 191 amino acids. The transcript is spliced from 4 exons. Gene Ontology annotation, molecular function: calcium ion binding. NCBI's taxonomy places the organism in Eukaryota, Metazoa, Chordata, Actinopteri, Scatophagidae.